CAUAAUAUGUCGAAUUGUAGCAGCAUGAAUAUGACAUUACAUAAAAAUAUAUAACUAUAAGAAGAUUGCUCUUUGCACUAAUCUCCCUGAUUCCCCCAGCAAAAGGUUUGAUCCUGUGUAGUACUCCCCUGCAUUACUAUCCCGCUGUAAUCCCAGCCAUCCUCCACCCAUUCCCUUCCCUGCACGACUCUCCCUCAAUACUAUGUAAGGAGCUAAUCUUCUAAAGUGGAUGCUCGACUCUUCACAUAAUGCAUCAGUGUGAUGCAGUAUCAGAACAGCGAUUGAAUCUCACAUGAGGAGUCUCUAGGGUUACUGGCUGUAGGAUGGCAGGGGUGUACAGGCAGGACGGUGGCUGGGCAUUAGCAGUGUUGUUCGCUGCUCUACUCACACACGUCAUCGUGAUGGGGAUGACAUUCUCAUUCGGUAUCUACUUCGUCAUUUUAAAAGAUGAUCUCGAGACCUCGCACACAACUACCCUGUGGAUCGGAGCUCUAAACACAUCCCUCGUGUUCAUAGGAGGUCCUCUAGCAAGUGUAAUGCUGAACAGAUAUGGAUGCAGAUUUACAAUAAUCUUGGGAGGUCUUCUCUCUGCUGCAGGCUAUAUAAGCAGCUACUUUGCAACAAAACCCUAUCACCUUGGAAUCAGCUAUGGAAUAGUCACAGGCCUUGGGUUUGGCUUGUCCUACACUCCAUGUGUUGUCAUGGUCGGGAGGUAUUACAAGAAGUGGCUCUACCUGGCAACAGCGGCGGCUUGCACUGGAGAGGGCCUGGGAUUUGUUCUAUUUCCUAUGAUUUUUAACAAUCUGAUUGAGGAGUACCAGUGGCAGGGUUCUAUGCUUAUAAAUGGUGCUAUUUCUCUAAACAUUGUACUGUGUGGAGUUAUAAUGAAGCCUUUGAAAGCUAAAGAAGAGAAUGCAGAUGUACUUAAUUUGACGAUGUUCAAAGAUCUCAAAAUGAUGCUGUUUGCUCUCAGCAUGGUCUGCUGGAACAUCGGUGUUGUCAUAGUAUCGUUUAUCGUAGCAGAUUUCUUGGUGGAGCGCGGCAUCGAACUGAGAAAGGGCAUUUAUCUUUUGACUAUAAUGGGAAUAGCAAACAUGGUAGGACAUCCCUUUGCUGGGCUGACGGUGUUUUGUCGAAAGUGGCCGUAUGCAAACUUGUGGCUGUACACAAUUACCAUUGCAAUUACUGGUACAGUUGUGAUGCUGUUUAAUACUGGAGAAUCUUUUAGCGCUUUUGUUGUUUAUGGAAUCGUUUCAUCUCUUGCACUUGGGGUUCAGUUGGGAUGCCUGGCGAAUGUUGUUAUUGAUCUCUUUGGGAUAGAUGUUUUUAACCACAGCUUUGGUUACCAGAUGGCAUCCCAGGGCGUCGGUAACCUCAUUGGACCUCCUAUUGCAGGUAUUCUACGCGAAAAGACCAAAAACUACGCGGUACCAUUCUACUUCGGUGGAAUUGUAACGAUCUUCUCAGCUGUCAUCAUGGUAGUGAUCUUUGGCAUGGUCAAAGCACAAAAAAGGCGGGAGUCGAGUGGCCGGGAGGAAAAUGAGACUGUGCAAAUGAAUCUAGUGGGAAAUCAAGAUGCAGCUACGACACUGUAAGAAUGAUCUCACGUGGGUUUGAAACGGUGGCUUCACUUUUAUGGCUGAUCGACGAAUCGGGGUAGCUGGAGGUGAAGUGCGUUCCUGGGAUAUGCU
This is a messenger RNA of Priapulus caudatus, 1691 nucleotides long. RefSeq names its product monocarboxylate transporter 6-like. Gene Ontology annotation, molecular function: monocarboxylic acid transmembrane transporter activity. NCBI's taxonomy places the organism in Eukaryota, Metazoa, Priapulida, Priapulimorpha, Priapulimorphida, Priapulidae. The coding region runs from base 324 to 1595 and encodes 423 amino acids. The record is from RefSeq and is a predicted model, not a curated record. The transcript is spliced from 7 exons. Gene Ontology annotation, biological process: transmembrane transport; monocarboxylic acid transport.